Soboliphyme baturini is the source of this 303-nucleotide messenger RNA. Lineage: Eukaryota; Metazoa; Nematoda; Enoplea; Dioctophymatida; Soboliphymatidae. The record is from the annotation of a GenBank genome assembly.
GUCGAUGCGGAUCUUAGCAAAGCUCGUGCAACGGAGAUUAACAUCCAUCGUCCGGUAUACAGCGAGGCCUCGCUUGACGUCGUCGCCGGAUUUGAAAAGGUCAGAAGUUGUGGAUAUUUUGCAGCCCUCAAAACCAAGAUCAACUACAAAUCGGUUUGGGAUUUUCGUCGAUGGGCGAACUGGAUUUCCGGAUUUUUGCCCGUCCUCUACUGGCUUCCCAACUACAAAUUCAAACACGACUUCAUCUACGACGUUAUCUGUGGCAUUAUAGUCGGCAUUGUACACGUGCCACAAGGUACUUAG